AUGAACCCUUCAGAAACAAUGAAUCAUCUUAGAAAAAAGCUUCCUCUACCAAUCAUUAUCACCACCAUUUGUAUUCUUCUCUUCACAAUUGUUUUGUAUGCUGAGAGGCUCAGUUUCCUUUCUUCAUCUUCUAUUUUCAAGUUCAAAACAUGUCCGAGAAAACACACCAAAUCGAAAUCGUAUGAUAGAAGAAUAGAAGAUGUGGUUAUUAAUGGAACAUGGAUUGAUGAUAGGUUUGAUUUUGAUCCGGAAGAAUGCAAUGUUGCUAAUGGAAAAUGGAUAUUUAACCAUUCUAUAAAACCUUUGUAUUCUGAUAUGAGUUGUCCAUAUAUAGAUAAACAAUUUUCUUGUGUCAAGAAUGGAAGGAAUGAUUCUCAUUAUCUUCAUUGGGAAUGGCAGCCAGAAGAUUGUACCUUGCCUCGAUUUAAUCCAGAGAUAGCACUCAAAAAACUUCAAGGAAAAAGGCUUCUAUUUGUAGGAGAUUCACUUCAAAGAAAUCAAUGGGAAUCUUUUGUUUGUUUGGUUCAAGGUAUUAUACCCGAAAAGAAAAAGUCGAUGAAACGAGGGCGAGUUCAUUCUGUUUUCAAGGCCAAGGAAUAUAAUGCUAGCAUAGAAUUCUAUUGGGCACCAUUUCUUGUGGAGUCCAACACUGAUAUUAACAUAAUAGGAGAUCCAAAGAAGAGAAUAAUAAAAGUUGAUGAAAUCAUUGAACGUGCCAAAAAUUGGACAGGAGUUGAUAUUCUUGUUUUCAAUUCCUAUGUUUGGUGGAUGAGUGGUCUUAGAAUUAAGGCAUUGUGGGGUUCAUUUAGCAAUGGAGAAGAAGGGUAUGAGGAAUUGGAUACAUCAAUUGCUUACAACUUAGGUUUGAGAACUUGGGCUAAUUGGGUGGACUCAACUAUCAAUCCAAACAAAACUAGAGUCUUCUUCACAACUAUGUCUCCUGCUCAUACAAAGAGUGUUGAUUGGGGAAACAAAGAUGGUAUAAAAUGUUUCAACGAAACAAAGCCAGUAAAAAAGAAGAAUCAUUGGGGAAGUGGUUCAAACAAAGGUAUGAUGAGUGUGGUAGCAAAAGUUAUCAAGACAAUGAAAGUUCCGGUAACUGUCAUUAACAUAACACAAAUCUCAGAGUACAGAAUUGAUGGACAUUCAUCGGUUUAUACAGAAACUGGUGGAAAAUUGUUAACUGAAGAUGAAAGGAGAAAUCCAUUAAAUGCUGAUUGCAUACAUUGGUGUUUGCCUGGUGUUCCAGAUACUUGGAAUCAAAUAUUUUUUGCGAUGUUGUGA
This is a messenger RNA of Lathyrus sativus (Indian pea), 1284 nucleotides long. The record is from the annotation of a GenBank genome assembly. Lineage: Eukaryota; Viridiplantae; Streptophyta; Magnoliopsida; Fabales; Fabaceae.